CCGGUGUCUCGGGCCCGCGGCGCGCACCCCACUCAGGGACCAAGCGGCCCUCCCCGCCCUCCCGGUCCGCGCGCGCAGCCAAUGGGCGUGGGACCCGCCCUCCCCGGAGCCCAGAGCUCGCAGCUCCGCCGGCGCCUGGUCCCAGCGCCCGCGGCGCCGCGUCCCCGGCCCAACCAUGGCGUCCUCCGCGGCCGGCUGCGUGGUGAUCGUUGGCAGGAAGUCUGAAACAGCAGUUGGAGUGUAGUGGUUAAGAGGAAGGACUCAGGAGUCAGAUUGCUUGGCUUCAUCUCAUAGAUCCAUCACUUAUCACCCUUGUGGACUUAAUUCCUCCAUGCCUCAGUUUAUCACUUAUGUAGGCUUAAUUCCUCCAUGCCUCAGUUUCCCUACAUAUAAAAUGGAAAUACUAAUAACACCUACCUUGUAGGGUUGUUGUAAAGAUUAACAUAGUGGAGUCAUUGGGCGAAGCUGGGCCAUGCUGUUUGCCAGUGGAGGCUUCCAGGUGAAACUCUAUGACAUUGAGCAACAGCAGAUAAGGAACGCCCUGGAAAACAUCAGAAAGGAGAUGAAGUUGCUGGAGCAGGCAGGUUCUCUGAAAGGCUCCCUGAGUGUAGAAGAGCAGCUGUCACUCAUCAGUGGUUGUCCCAAUAUCCAAGAAGCAGUAGAGGGCGCCAUGCACAUUCAGGAAUGUGUUCCAGAAGAUCUAGAACUGAAGAAGAAGAUUUUUGCUCAGCUAGAUUCCAUCAUUGAUGAUCGAGUGAUCUUAAGCAGUUCCACUUCUUGUCUCAUGCCUUCCAAGUUGUUUGCUGGCUUGGUCCACGUGAAGCAAUGCAUCGUGGCUCAUCCUGUGAAUCCGCCAUACUACAUCCCGCUGGUUGAGCUGGUCCCCCACCCGGAGACGGCCCCUACGACAGUGGACAGAACCCACGCCCUGAUGAAGAAGAUUGGACAGUGCCCCAUGCGAGUCCAGAAGGAGGUGGCCGGCUUCGUUCUGAACCGCCUGCAAUAUGCAAUCAUCAGCGAGGCCUGGCGGCUAGUGGAGGAAGGAAUCGUGUCUCCUAGUGACCUGGACCUUGUCAUGUCAGAAGGGUUGGGCAUGCGGUAUGCAUUCAUUGGACCCCUGGAAACCAUGCAUCUCAAUGCAGAAGGUAUGUUAAGCUACUGCGACAGAUACAGCGAAGGCAUAAAACAUGUCCUACAGACUUUUGGACCCAUUCCAGAGUUUUCCAGGGCCACUGCUGAGAAGGUUAACCAGGACAUGUGCAUGAAGGUCCCUGAUGACCCAGAGCACUUAGCUGCCAGGAGGCAGUGGAGGGACGAGUGCCUCAUGAGACUCGCCAAGUUGAAGAGUCAGGUGCAGCCCCAGUGAAUUUCUUGUAAUGCAGCUUCCACUCCUCUCAUUGGAGGCCCUAUUUGGGAACACUGCAAGCUCUUAAUCAGCCCUCUGUGACAUAGGUAGCAGCCCACGGAGAUCCUAAGCUGGCUGUCUUGUGUGCAGCCUGAGUGGGGUGGUGCAGGCCGGUAGUCUGCCCGUCACUUUGGAUCAUAGCCCUGGGCCUGGUGGCACAGCAGCACUUGCGUUCUCGGGGCUGUCGAUUUCCUGCCACCUGGGCAGAUAACCUGGAGAUUUUCACCUUUUCUUUUCAGCUUGAUUGCAUUUGACUAUAUUUUACAGCCAGUGAUUGUAGUUUCAUGUUAAUAUGUGGCAAAAUAUUUUUGUAAUUAUUUUCUAAUCCCUUUCUGAGUACUCUGGGGCCCUGCAUUUAUGAGGCACCUACCUUCAUUUUGCUAAUGCUUAUUCUGAAUAAAAGUUUUUGAUUCCUUAAAGA
Messenger RNA from Pan troglodytes (chimpanzee), 1826 nucleotides. It is a transcript of the gene CRYL1, whose product is annotated as crystallin lambda 1. The coding region runs from base 473 to 1366 and encodes 297 amino acids. Lineage: Eukaryota; Metazoa; Chordata; Mammalia; Primates; Hominidae. Gene Ontology annotation, biological process: fatty acid metabolic process. Gene Ontology annotation, molecular function: L-gulonate 3-dehydrogenase activity; NAD+ binding. The transcript is spliced from 9 exons. The record is from RefSeq and is a predicted model, not a curated record.